Ilex paraguariensis (yerba mate) is the source of this 1269-nucleotide messenger RNA. The record is from the annotation of a GenBank genome assembly. Lineage: Eukaryota; Viridiplantae; Streptophyta; Magnoliopsida; Aquifoliales; Aquifoliaceae.
AUGUGUGGGUUCAAGGUGGCGAAUUUUAGGGAGUAUUCCGGGAAGAGUGUGCGGCGGAGGAGGGGUGAGGAGAGAGAAAGUGAUGGGUUAAAUGAAGGUGGAAAUAUGUUGGAGUCUGUGUUUUCUGGGAUUAAUAGAGAGCAGGAGAUGUCGGCAAUGGUGUCGGCUCUGACAUAUGUGGUGGCCGGUGAGGAUUUGGUUAGUCAUAGAGAGGUGGGAGGUGGUGGUGGCGGCGGUGAUGGUGGUGCAUCAAGUGGUAGUUCUGGUUCUGCUGGGGCUUGUUCUUCGUCUUCUGCUGCUUUCUUUGUUCAUGGAGAGAAAAGAGGACGUGAAGCUGAGGGUGGUAGUGUGCAGUAUUCUGAAUCAGGUGGAUUGGUUUUUAGAGCACACACCGACUCCCUUGGAGAAGGCUUGCCUUCAAGCACAAGAACAACAAGAACAGCACCAACAGAAACAGCAUACACAUAUGAUAACAGUGAGUCCUCUGUUGGAGGAGCAGAGCCAAGAAGAAGAUACAGAGGAGUGAGACAAAGGCCAUGGGGCAAAUGGGCAGCUGAGAUCAGAGACCCAUACAAGGCUGCUAGGGUUUGGUUAGGCACAUUUGACACGGCCGAGGCAGCUGCUAGAGCUUAUGAUGUUGCAGCUCUCAGGUUCAGAGGCAACAAAGCCAAACUCAACUUCCCUGAAAAUGUCCGGCUUCGUCAAUCUCCGGCGACCCAGUUGACCAUUUCCGAUUCUCCCAACACCCUUUUCUCCGUUUCAACUUCGCCUGAGCCGAUUGUUCACACCAGAGCACCUUAUUAUAUGUACCAGGAACCUGAGGCUUCCGGGGAUUAUAUGAACUUCUACUCUCCGAUACCUGUGAAUUCGAUUGAUUUUCAGGGACAACCCAUGAGUUUGUUGGACCAAUUGCUAUUGUCAUCUUCAAUGAAUUCUAGUUUGCAGUCUUCGUCGUCCUCUUCAGUUGGGUGCAGUAAUACAGGAUCGCCUUCUUCAACUUCACCUACUUUUCCUCUGUUUUUUCCUGCUCAGCCACAGGUUUUUCCGGCGCCGGCCACCAGUCAGGGUGGCGGAGCUGAGUUUUCUGGGAUGUCGGGGUCAGGUUCCGGCCAUCAGCCUUCUUCUACAGGAUGAUUUUGCUUUGAUUUAUAUUUUCCUGUUUUAUGUCUAUAUUGAUUAGUAGUUUGUCUGCCAUGUGUUUGAUGAAAUUUGGUACUGAAGUAUUUUUGAGAUUUUGCACCGUUUCUCAUGAACUUUUGAAUGGAUAUU